Drosophila guanche is the source of this 530-nucleotide messenger RNA. RefSeq lists its product as uncharacterized. Lineage: Eukaryota; Metazoa; Arthropoda; Insecta; Diptera; Drosophilidae. Bases 25 to 441 code for a protein of 138 amino acids. The transcript is spliced from 2 exons. The record is from RefSeq and is a predicted model, not a curated record.
GAUGCCAAAAUAUCCGAAGUCCAGAUGUCACAGAUCAGUCAAUAUGUCGAAGACCACCAGGAGAACGUACAUGUGGACGCAUGGGACCUGGAAGAGAAGGAAGCUGAAGAACUGGAGAAGGUAAAGGGGGAGUUCCUGACUUACGAAGAUGCCGGACUAGGGUCAACGACUGUAGAGGAGCAUCGGAUCCAGUUGGUAGAGGGCGCGGAGCCGUUUAAGGAUCGACACUUCCCUCAAUCCCCAGCGAUGCAGGAAGUGGUCUGGACCGAAGUGGACAAGAUGCUGGAACUAGGAGUGAUAGAGAGAGCGAUUUACUCAGAAGCUUUUAGAAAGCUUUUUGUGUGUGAGUUAAAGGCAGCGAUCAACAAGUCACAGUCGAAAAUAAAGCGUACUCGUGAGUGGACGUGGAAAAGGAGACCCCCUGUGAAAAGAAACCGUUAACAGAAAACUGAAACUGAAUACUCGCUUAUAAACGUAGUUAGUAUAACUUUAUUGUUACCCGUGUACCAUACUAAAUAUCAAGAGUGACG